Messenger RNA from Limulus polyphemus (Atlantic horseshoe crab), 1696 nucleotides. RefSeq names its product glutamate receptor ionotropic, NMDA 3A-like. Gene Ontology annotation, cellular component: plasma membrane; postsynaptic membrane. The annotation marks the transcript as partial. The record is from RefSeq and is a predicted model, not a curated record. The transcript is spliced from 4 exons. Gene Ontology annotation, biological process: ionotropic glutamate receptor signaling pathway; modulation of chemical synaptic transmission; synaptic transmission, glutamatergic. NCBI's taxonomy places the organism in Eukaryota, Metazoa, Arthropoda, Merostomata, Xiphosura, Limulidae. Gene Ontology annotation, molecular function: transmitter-gated monoatomic ion channel activity involved in regulation of postsynaptic membrane potential; NMDA glutamate receptor activity.
UUCUCUGAAACUCGUCCUGAACAGCAACGACCACAGCACUCACCUCAAAAACAACACUCGUUCACGUAAACGACAGGGAACGUCGUCAGUACUCGAGGUGUUGAACCUAGCGUCAUCUAGUGAGGGUAAUCGUCACUGGCAGAACAUAGGAAAUGUGAGCGGCUCGUCCGUCCGUCUAGACACCUUCCUGUGGGUCGGAGCAGAGAGAGUGGGACCGUGGCAGGUUGGUAGGCAGCGCUUCCGGGUGGCGACAAAUUAUAACCCUCCUUUUGUCCAACAGUCCACAAGGGUCAGCAAUGGGAGCUGUUUAAUGGGAAUACCUUGUCUUCAGGUGUUGACUAAUCGUAAAGAUGAGCUGGUGACCAUCUUCAUGGACUACGCACGAGGCAAAUCGGAAGGCAGUACUUACAAUGUCACGUGUUGUUCUGGAAUCACCAUGGACCUACUGAUGGACUUAGCACGAGACCUGAACUUUGAUUACGACAUUUACCUCGUGGCGGAUGGUAUGUUCGGCACAAGUCGCGGGGGUAAGUCGUGGAACGGCCUGACGGCGGAUCUCGUCAGCGGAGCCACGCACCUAGUUUUCUCGACUUUCAGUAUUACCAGCUCCAGAUACGAGGUCAUCGACUUCUCCGUCCCGUACUUUCACUCUGGAGUUUCGUGUCUCGCUGCCUCCAAGUUGCACAAUGUGCCGCUCUCGGCCUUCCUGGUUCCAUUCAGCAUUCAACUGUGGGUCGCCAUCUUCGCGAGUCUCAACGUCGCAGCCUUCACUGCUGCCAUCUAUGAAUGGUUGAGUCCAUUUGGUCUGAAUCCGUGGGGAAGACAACGGACCAAAAACUUCAGCCUGGCUUCUGCACUUUGGGUCAUGUGGUCCCUUCUCUUCAGCCACCUAGUGGCCUUCAAAGCCCCCAAGUCUUGGCCCAACAAGGUCCUGAUCAACCUGUGGGGAUGUUUCAGCGUGAUCUUCCUGGCCUCCUAUACAGCUAACAUAGCGGCUCUGUUCGCAGGCCUGUUCUUUCAGCUGCGCGUUGACGACUUCCACGACUCCAGUUUUAUCAAAUUACCUUUACCUUCUCAAACCAGGAAAGGUAAGCUGGACGUGCUGAUCGGAGACACCGCAGUCUUGAAUUACUUUCGUGGUAACGAACCCGGAUGUAACCUGCACCUUCUAGGAGACCCAAUCUUCGACGACGCCUACGCAAUAGGAAUGCAAAAAGGGUUUCCGUUGAAGGAUGCAAUAUCCGACCUGAUUCUUCGUUACAACGAGUUUGGCUACAUCGACCAGUUACAACAGAAAUGGUAUGGAAGAGUCCCUUGUUUUGAUUCUUCAGUUCACAGUCCAACCAAGCCUAUGGGCCUGAGCAUCAGGGCUGUGGCUGGUGUAUUCAUCAUGUUGUUAGUGGGAAUUCUCGUUGGUGUCAGCAUAUUGGUGCUCGAACAUCUGAUAUUCCGUUAUGCCCUGCCCACCCUCAGGGAAAGACCUAGUGACACAGUUUGGAAAAGUCCUAAUGUUAUGUUUUUUAGCCAAAAACUCCACCGAUUCAUCAACACCGUGGAGCUGGUGUCGCCACAUCACUCAGCCAAAGAAAUCGUCAACAACCUCAGAGAGGGACAAAUUUUCAGCCUUUUUCAGAAAAGUGUGAAGAGGGUACGUAAUGAUACAAUCUUAGAUAGAACACGAGAACCGACAAUUUGA